AGACUGCGUUGGAUUUGCUAUCUGACAGAAACUGAGUCGUGAUCAUCCGGUGGAGCCGUGGGUGGAGAGCCUCGCUGUUUACCUUCCCCUUCGCUGAGAUUACCGUCGUGCCAGCUUGCUGAGAGGCUUUACGGACGACUGAUGCUGGCCGUGUCGGGGGGAUAACGUCCGCUAACGUCGCUUGUUCGCCGACGUGUUCGUGAGCACCGGGGAUGUCGCCCGAUUGUUUCGCCGAACAAGAACCCCGACGUCGUUCGCCCAGGCUAGGCUAACAGCAGCGCGACGGGACGGGCGGGGGUGGAUUUCAGUAUCUCGGCCCUCGGGAAGCGAACAUAAAUAACCUCAGUCAGGGGUGUGAUGUGGAACAAUGACGAGCACAGCAAGCGGGUCUGACGGGGCCGAGGGGCGGACGCGUCGGGGGCUGAGUAUCGGUUGAACGGAGCGGUGUCGCGUCAGUUCGGCUAAGCGAAGCUAGUCGGUUUAGCCAGUCGUCCGAUCAAGGAAGUCGACCAGCCGCCUCGCUAACCCAGCGACACAUGCAUUACUGGACCAAGGGUCGCCUCAAACGUCUGCGUUAACUGGGUGGAGAGUCGGGUUGGCUACACAGCUGGGGCGAACUACCGUCGGCUGGUUUACCGCUAGCGUCUUGUAAACAAAGGGUCCCGAGCUCCACCUGUCCCAGACACGUGACCCCUCGAGCCCCCGUGCACCGGUUGUGGUUGCCUUUUUCCCCUCCUUUUUUUUUUUUUUAACAGUGAACCUAACCCCCCCCCUUAACAUGGAUUUAAAGACGGCGGUGUUCAACGCAGCCCGGGACGGGAAGCUGCGGCUGCUGCAGAAGCUGCUGGAGAACAAAGAUGGACACGAGGUGACCAAGAUGAUGGGCGAGAAGACCAACGGGGCCACUCCGCUGCUCAUGGCCUCCCGGUACGGACACCUGGACCUGGUGGAGUACCUGCUGGAGUGCUGCAGCGCUCCCGUGGAGGUGGGCGGCUCGGUCAACUUUGACGGGGAGACCAUCGAGGGGGCGCCGCCUCUGUGGGCAGCCUCGGCGGCGGGUCACUUGAAGGUGGUCCAGUCCCUGCUGGGCCACGGAGCUUCUGUCAACAGCACCACCCUGACCAACUCCACCCCUCUGAGAGCGGCGUGCUUCGACGGCCACCUGGACAUUGUGAAGUACCUGGUGGAGCACAAGGCAGACCUGGAGGUGGCCAACAGACACGGGCACACGUGUCUCAUGAUCUCCUGCUACAAAGGACACAAGGAGAUCGCACAGUACCUGCUGGAGAGAGGAGCAGAUGUCAACAGGAAAAGUGUAAAAGGCAACACAGCGCUUCAUGACUGUGCAGAGUCGGGCAGUCUUGAGAUCAUGAGGAUGUUACUGCAGUUUGGAGCAUCCAUGGAGCAGGACGGUUACGGCAUGACGCCUCUGCUGUCUGCGAGCGUCACAGGCCACACUAACAUCGUAGACGACCUCACGACGCACCAACAGACAAGCCACACAGAGCGCAUCGAUGCCCUGGAGCUCUUGGGAGCCACAUUUGUAGACAAGAAGAGAGAUCUGCUCGGAGCAUUAAAAUACUGGAAGAGAGCCAUGGACCUCAGGUACCUGGACAGUAACAACAUUGUCCAUAAACCAGAAGCCAAGCAGCUGAUCAUGGCAUACGACUACGCCAGGGAGGUAACAAACGGAGAGGAGCUGGAUGGGCUGAUAUCUGACCCAGAUGAGAUGCGCAUGCAGGCACUGCUCAUCCGUGAAAGAAUCCUCGGCCCACAACAUCCAGACACGUCUUAUUACAUCCGUUACCGAGGUGCCGUCUACGCUGACUCUGGGAACUUUGAGCGCUGUAUCAAUCUGUGGAAGUAUGCAUUGGACAUGCAGCAGAGCAACCUGGACCCCCUCAGCCCCAUGACAGCCUCCAGCCUGCUGUCGUUCGCUGAGCUCUUCUCCUUCAUGCUGCAGGACCGAGCCAAAGGGCUCCUGGGGACAUCGGUGUCAUUUGAGGACUUGAUGGGGAUCCUUUCCAAGAGUGUGUUGGAGAUUGAGCGGGCAGUUACGCAAAAUGGACCGAUGCCUCCGGACCCUGCCCAGCUCAGCAAGGCCCUGUCAAUCAUCCUGCACCUCAUUUGUCUUUUAGAGAAGGUGCCCUGUACCGCAGAGCAGGACCACUUCAAAAAGGAAACCAUCUAUAAAUUCCUGAAGCUCCAGCCGUGUGGUAAGAACGGCUACAGUCCACUACACUUGGCUGUCGACCGCAACACCACCUGUGUGGGCCGCUAUCCCGUCUGCAAGUUCCCCUCCCUCACAGUCGCCUCCAUCCUUCUUGAGUGUGGGGCAGAUGUGAACAGCCGCGAUGAAGAUGACAACAGCCCCCUUCACAUAGCCGCUUCCAAUGGCCACCCCGACAUCAUGAACCUGCUGAUAUCAUGCGGGACUCACUUUGACAGCACCAACGCCUUCCAACAAACGGCCUGCGACCUCCUGGACGAGAAGGAGCUGUCCAGAAAUAUAAUCCAGCCCAUAAACCACACCACGCUGCAGUGCCUGGCCGCCAGGGCCAUCGUCAAGCACAGCCUCGAUUACCACGGCAACAUCCCUGAGAAACUAGAGGCCUUCGUCUUGCUGCACAGAUAAUGAUUGUGGUGGAGUGGAGGGGAAUGGAUGGAUUAAAAGAGGAGGGGGUGUGAUCACAUCGAGUGGACUGGACAGGCCGAGGAGCAAUAUAGUUCAAGGCCUGACCCGCAAGGUGUUUUGACAAGCUGAAAGACACUAUUUUUUGGGGUUAUGUUUGCAAAUACAAGCUGUUUGGAGAGUAAGAACUUGAAGAUUUGUGUGAACAAAAAUAUCCACGUUCAACUAGAAGAAACUGAAAAAUGAUGGGAGCGAAUGGAGGAAUGUGUUCCUUCUUUCUUCCUCGGUUUGUUCCUUCAUGGAGCCAAAAGCUCUGACUGGUCGCAGCCUGAUCCGUGCGGAUGUAUUUCCAAUGCAACAUGGACAAACGGUUGUAUCUCUGGAUGAACUGAGCAAGGGGUUUAUGUAUUUUUGCUUUAGACAAAUUUGAUAUUUUUUUUUUUGCAUAUUCCACUAUGCUAUUUAUUGAAUAACACUUGAGAGAUUUUUCUCCAUGCUGGCUCCAACCCAGCGUCAACUUUGCCUGCUUCUCUCUUCUCAAAGUAAGGAUUGAGGCAUUUCUUCAUAUGCUGGGACUUCAGGUUAUUUUUUUUUGUUCGUCCCCGUCACUGUUGCCAACAGUCAUGGACCCUUCCUCAGUCAUCAUUAUUAGUUUUUUUUUUUUUUUUUGUUUUGUUUAUUUUGUACUUUUUACAAAACAGUCAUCGUCAUGCAACUCUGGAUAUCUGCCAAGUGGUGUGGAUUCUAGACUCCUUUGUGGUUCCCACAUAAGUGUAUAACAAAGCUUUACGAGAGGGGUUAAUGUCUGCGAACACCAUAAGUGCUUUAUUCUUCCUAUGCACAGGCUAGGCUGUUGGAAAGAGAGACUGUUGUAUUCUGUGCCGGCACUUGUCUGUGCAAUAUCUCAUGAGUUUUUGUGUUUACCUCAUUGCUGCCGUUUCCUCCAGUAUCCCCUUACUUCACCCAGAGAAGGAAGGGGGGGUGCAAAAAACCAUUGUACUGAUUGUUGUAAGAAGAGAGAAUGAAUUUGAGUGAUUGUGAAUGUUUGUGUGUGUGUGUGUGUGUGAGUGCGACGCAGUGUGUUUCUUGUAUGCUGAGUGUUUUUGGAGCUUACACAAAAUAUUGGGGACAAGAGUUUGGCGACGUGGCACUCAUGGAGAUUCCACAAUGCACAUGACUGCCACUAGAAAUCACAGCGGCCAAACUCUGUCUACAACCGCUGGAGUGUGCAGGCUUGUACACAGAAGUGACCUCUUAACGUUCAUACAUGGCCGCAAUUUGAAUGCCGUCGUUCUUUUUAAUAGUCAUGAUCAAAAAGAAAGAAAUAUAUAGGUAGGUUACCAACAUUGGCCCACUGUGCAUGUGCAGCAGCAGCAUAUCAACCAACCAAUCACUGCAGAAAACCUUUCAUGAGAACUCCUAGACUCCAAACUAGACCACAGCUAGGAUAGUUCCGCUCAUUUUGUACAACCAUCGUCCAAUUGUAUGAGAACAGAAACGAAUUGCAGGACGUACAAGUCAAGUCUCAACGUACAGAAUAGUAAAGCUUUGUGAAUUAUCUUGUUUGCACAUUAGCUUUAGAUGUGUGGGUUGAAAAAAAGGGCUUUUCAUAACUCAUAGGAUUUCAUAUUGCAGACUAUUUAACCUGACAGUUUGAAACCAGACAUGGAAGAUGUAUGAGGACUCCCAGGGCAACUUGAUUUGAAUCUGCACUUUAUUACAGCGGAGUUUAAGAUUUGAUAUGGCAUUAAUCAAGUUCAUGUCUUAAUAACCAGUUUGACAAUAAACCCAUGUUGC
Molecule: messenger RNA, 4429 nt
Organism: Anoplopoma fimbria (sablefish)
Lineage: Eukaryota; Metazoa; Chordata; Actinopteri; Perciformes; Anoplopomatidae
Gene: fem1c
Product: fem-1 homolog c
Exons: 6
Coding region: 779-2635 (618 amino acids)
Molecular function (GO): protein binding
Source: RefSeq, a predicted model, not a curated record